CCCAGAGUGUGUCAGUUCUGUACGCCGGCACUGUGUGUGUCUGUGGGGCUGACUGAGUCUCUGUCUGCGCCAUGGAGAGGAAGCGCACAGACUGUCCGUGUCUGCCGCCAGGCUGGAAAAAGGAGGAGGUGAUCCGGAAAUCGGGGCUGAGUGCCGGCAAGAGCGAUGUUUAUUAUUACAGCCCAAGUGGUAAGAAGUUCAGGAGUAAGCCUCAGCUGGCUCGCUAUCUCGGAAACAGUAUCGAUCUCAAUAGCUUUGACUUUCGAACCGGGACAAUGAUGCCUAACAAAUUACAGAGGAAUAAACAGCGUCUUCGGAACGAAGCCAUAAAUCAAGCAAAGGGCAAACUAGAUUUGAACACAGCCCUGCCAAUAAGACAAACGGCAUCUAUUUUCAAGCAACCAGUAACAAAAGUUACAGAUCACCCUAACAACAAAGUAAAGUCAGAGCUGCAGAGAGUAACGGAACAACCACAACAACUGUUUUGGGAGAAACGACUGCAGGGUUUGAGUGCCUGUGACAUAGCCGAGCAAAUCAUUAAGUCCAUGGAACUUCCCAAAGGAUUGCAAGGUAUUGGCCCUGGCCAUACAAAUGAGGCGCUAUUGUCAGCAAUAGCAAGUGCUUUGCAUACCAGUUCUGGACCCAUUACAGGACAAGUGUCUGCAGCUGUAGAAAAGAACCCAGCGGUUUGGCUUAACACUUACCAACCACUCUGCAGAGCGUUUGUUGUCACAGAUAAGGAUAUCAGGAAACAGGAGGAACGAGUACAGCAAGUACGGAAAAAACUGGAAGAAGCUCUAAUGGCAGAUGAAUUAGCACGAGCGGAGGAAGUAACAGAAGAAAGACAUGUGGACCGAGAGCAAUAUGAUACACAGGGGUAAUUGUAUUCAGUUUUGCACUUGAUAAUCUCAGACGCAUGAAAUUGAAGACUACAUCCAAAGACGUUGCAGCAAAAGAAAUCAGUUCAGCUUGAUCAAAGACUUCGAUGUCAGUGCUGAAAAAGGAUCAGUGCAUUACAAGAUCUUUGUUCAGAUUUUUAAAUUGGGGCGGGAAGGUUCAGAGGAGCAGCAAGACCAACGUAACCACUUAAUUGUUGAUUUCACUGUAAUGUGUUGUGCACAAACUCAGCCUGUACCAUAAUCUGCCAUCAUGUUGGAGAGGGUAAAAUAUUCUCUUUUAUUGUAAAGGGCUGUGAUCAGUCAGUGCUUUUAUAGAGUUGUAAAAUUUUUCCAGAAAAUUUCAGGGUUGUAUAACAACUCAGUGGCUCAAUAGCACCCUCAGGCGACUGUUGGUGUGGAGUUUGCACAUUCUUCCUGUGUCCGCGUGCAUUUCCUCCAACAGUCCAAAGAUGUGCAGGUUAGGUGGAUUGGCCAUACUGAAUUGCCCAUAAUGCCCAGGGAUGUAUGGGCUAGUUGGAUUAGCCAUUGGGAGGUGCAGGGUUGUAAGGAUAGGAUGGGAUGCUUGUUGGAGCGUCAGUGUGGACUUGUUGGGCCAAAUGGCCUGUUUCCACACUGUAGGGAUUCUAUGAUUCUAAACCUUGGAAUCUUCCUUGUAAUAUAUUGCUCACCUUUGGAAUGAAGUAAAAGUAGUGCUUCUUCAGUUCAUAAACACAACCUGUUUCUAAGUUGCAUUCACUUUCUGUUCCCCUGCUCCCCUCCUUCAUACCCUAGUCUUCCUCCUCAUCCUUCCUGUCCUCCUCCCUCACUUUGUUCACCUGCUGUCUUCCUCCCUUAGCUCUUACGCUUCCUCUCUCCACUCAUUCUAUUUCUUUCUUCUUCUUUUGCUUUAAUCUCCCUCCUUCCCUUCCGUGCCCCUCCCUACCCCUCCCUACCUCUCUUUACCUUCAACUUAACACAUUCCUCCUCCCCACCACCCUCCCAAUGAGAUUAGUUGGGUCGGCAAGGAGAAGAUCAGAAUACAAUAUUGUUCUAAAUGUACUGGUGAGAAGCAAAACUUGCAGCAACUAUUCAGCUGGCCAUAGCAUGGGUCAGAAAUACAAUACACUUCAUUAAAGGCAGCAAGGGAAUCCAGAGUGAAGUUACAAUGUUAUAAGGCUGAGUUUAGUUCAACAACACUUUAAAAGCACCAGAUUUUGUUUAGGUAUUGAAAUAUAUGUUAAAUAUAUUUUUAAAAAUCUUUUUCUUCAGUUAUUAAUAUCUUUAUAAAAACAAUCACAUUCUGUGGCAUUGUGCAAUGCAAUAUUCUCGACUGGACUUAGAAAGAAAUUUUUGUGCGAUACAUAAAUGAUUGCCUGUUUAUCAUGUGGCCUGGGAUUCAGUAAUCUACAGCUUUAUUACUGUGUAAAGCGAAAAGGAUAUAUAUUUAAAUAGAUUUUUAUAAUUAUUUACUGAAAGCACUUGUACAAUC
Molecule: messenger RNA, 2367 nt
Organism: Stegostoma tigrinum
Lineage: Eukaryota; Metazoa; Chordata; Chondrichthyes; Orectolobiformes; Stegostomatidae
Product: methyl-CpG-binding domain protein 2-like
Exons: 7
Coding region: 72-881 (269 amino acids)
Molecular function (GO): DNA binding
Source: RefSeq, a predicted model, not a curated record